UGUAGUAGUGACCCUGCUUUAUGUACAGUCAAUAGCGUAUGCCAAGAUGGUUCAUGUGUUUGUCAGAGGGGAUACUAUAUAAACCAAGAUGGAGAUAUGUGUAUACAAGAUAUAGGUGCUAGCUGUGGUGAAGACUUGCCCGAGGCUUGUGCUGAUGACCCCAACAGUGUGUGUAACACAACAUUGGCCAGAUGUGUAUGCAAACUUGGAUUCUAUAUGAAUAAAGGAUUAUGCCGAUCUGUGAUAGGAGCCUUAUGUAGUGAUGACCCAACAUUAUGUUUCAAGUUUGAUGAGAACUCUGUGUGUGGACCAGAGGGUACAUGUACUUGUAAACCUGAUUACAAUCUAGAGAACAAUCGAUGCAGUCCACAUUCUGGAAGAAGAGCAUGUUCGCAUGAUGUUGAUUGUACGUCACAUGACCCUAAUACUGAAUGCUCAUUGGAUGGCACCUGUGUUUGUAAAUUCUCUUUUGAGCUAUCAGCUGGGAUGUGUACAUUUUCUGAGGACUUCAACUGCAAGACAUCUGAUGUUGAUUGUGAUGUUCUGAUAGAGCACAGUGAGUGCAUGGAAGAUGGGGAAUGUCACUGUCGCCAUGGUUACAAG
Owenia fusiformis is the source of this 603-nucleotide messenger RNA. NCBI's taxonomy places the organism in Eukaryota, Metazoa, Annelida, Polychaeta, Sabellida, Oweniidae. The record is from the annotation of a GenBank genome assembly.